AUGUCCUACAACCAGCAGCAGCAGCCGCAACAGCCGUCAGGCGAUAGCCGCAACCCGAAUCGCCUGCAGCUCAACUUCGGCUUCACCAACCAACCCAAUGCCGCCGCCGAGCAAGGCCGUGCUUUCCCAACGACUCCUUCGACGUUCCCACAGCCUUUCCCAAACUCUGCGGGUCAGCAAGAGGUCUGGGGUGCGCAGCAGACGACCAGUGGCAUCAGUAGCCAAGGCUAUUUCUACAACAAUCCUACUGCGUAUCAGCAGUACUCUAGCAACGUUUCACCCGCAGCAGGGUACCGUUCGCCAGGUGGCUUUAAUGACGUGACAAAUGGGCUCGCACACCAGUUCCAGCACCAGCAUCUGGGUGGUAACACUCCUCGAUCAGCCAGUCCCUACAACAGACAACCAUCUCCGGCUACUGCACGACCCCGAACUGCGGGUGACCCACGCGGAGCGUACGCCAACAGCCAUUUGAACGCCCCAAUGCCGGCAAUGCCACAGCAACCCAGCAUCUACGACGAUGAACCACCACAGAAGAAUCCAGACAAGUACUCUUCGACCAUCACUGAGAGGGUCAAGGUACAAAAGAUGCUUACACAAGAGUUCUUCAAGGAGAAUGUGGAGAGAGCUCGUGCCCGCAAUGAGCGAUCAAAAGAACUCGAAGCCAUCAUGAACGAUCCACAACUUUCUGAAGGCCGUAAAGAGACCAAGAGAAAUACUAUGCGGAAGUCGGAGGCGAACUUCUUGCGUUUUUUAAGAACCAGCGAGAAGCCACAGAAUUACAACACACUCAAGAUCAUCGGCAAGGGCGCCUUUGGUGAAGUCCGUCUGGUGCAGCGCAAACACGAUGGCAAGAUCUAUGCGCUGAAGUCGUUGAUCAAGCAGGAAAUGCACAAGAAGGAUCAAUUGGCGCACGUUCGUGCCGAGCGUGACAUUCUUGCGAAUGCAGACAGUCCUUGGCUGGUCAAGCUCCACACAUCGUUCCAGGACACCACGUUCUUGUACAUGUUGAUGGAGUUUCUGCCUGGUGGUGAUUUGAUGACAAUGUUGAUCAAGUACGAAAUCUUCUCAGAGGACAUUACGAGGUUCUACAUGGCAGAGAUUACGUUGGCUAUCGAGGCGGUGCACAAGCUUGGCUUCAUUCAUCGUGACAUUAAGCCAGACAACAUCCUCCUCGACCGUGGCGGACACAUCAAGCUCACUGACUUCGGCCUAUCGACAGGCUUUUCGAAGGAACACUCGGCAUCAUACUACCAACAAUUAAUGUCUUCAUCCAAGUCAAAGUCCCUGGCGCAGAACCGCAACAGUGUCUCCAUCGACCAGAUCCAGCUUACGGUGUCCAACCGCAACCAAAUCAACACUUGGCGCAAGUCGAGAAGACAAUUGGCAUACUCCACUGUCGGCACGCCUGACUACAUUGCACCAGAGAUCUUCAGCGGCAAGGGUUACGACUUUGGCUGCGACUGGUGGAGUGUCGGCACAAUCAUGUUCGAAUGUCUCGUCGGAUGGCCCCCGUUCUGCGCCGAGGAGCCUCACGACACGUACCGAAAGAUUGUCGACUGGCCGCGCCAUCUUCAGUUCCCUCCAGACCAGCAAUUGGGCCCUGAAGCUGAACACUUCAUCCGUAGUCUGAUUUGCGAUGCUCAGAAUCGCCUGGGUAGAGUCCAUGGCGCGCAAGAGCUCAAGGCACAUCCAUUCUUCCACGGCGUUAACUGGGAUGGUCUUCGAAAGAUCCGUGCUCCAUUCGAGCCGAAGUUGCAAAGCAACAUCGACACUCAGUACUUCCCGAUCGACGAGAUCCCACAAGUCGAUAACUCGGCUCAGCUUCGUGCGCAGACGGAGGCUAUGGGUGGCGACGACUCGACCCUCAGCCUGCCAUUCAUCGGCUACACAUACAAGCGGUUUGAUGCUUUCAAGGGAAGCUAG
Pseudocercospora fijiensis CIRAD86 is the source of this 1923-nucleotide messenger RNA. RefSeq lists its product as uncharacterized. The transcript has 4 exons. Bases 1 to 1923 code for a protein of 640 amino acids. NCBI's taxonomy places the organism in Eukaryota, Fungi, Ascomycota, Dothideomycetes, Mycosphaerellales, Mycosphaerellaceae. Gene Ontology annotation, biological process: peptidyl-serine phosphorylation; intracellular signal transduction. The record is from RefSeq and is a predicted model, not a curated record. Gene Ontology annotation, molecular function: ATP binding; protein serine/threonine kinase activity.